Punica granatum (pomegranate) is the source of this 677-nucleotide messenger RNA. NCBI's taxonomy places the organism in Eukaryota, Viridiplantae, Streptophyta, Magnoliopsida, Myrtales, Lythraceae. The record is from RefSeq and is a predicted model, not a curated record.
CUGGGUGCCUAAGGUAAUUAAAUCAAACAUCAGAAUCCCCUGCCCACGGGCGAUCGAGCUUUUCAAGCUGCAAAUCGGAGCUCCGGGGGGCAUCAGCACAAGGGGGAGGAAGAGCGCCAUGUUGCAGUUCCCGGCGUACUCGAGGAUAAUUCCGUCGUCGUUCCUGCUGCCGUCGCAGUGGCCCCAGCCUCAGAACGAAGAGAUUCUCCUCGCCAUGGAGGAAGCGGAUUAUGAGGAAAAGUUAAAUGAAAUCAGGAAGAUCGACAACAACCUCACCGUGGUUGGGCAGACUACUGCCCACGUAGACAAGGAAGACUACGACAACGAUGCUGAUGAUGAUGAUGCUGAUAAUGCAGAGGAGUCCGAGGGCGAUGAGUUUGAGCAGGAAACGGUUUGACGCUGAUGACUACCCUCAAGUUUGAUCUUUUCCAUCUUGCACCUUCUCUUGCAGCUUGACAGAUACAUAUAUGCAUCUUGUAGGUUUCUCAGGCACUGGUAUUUCUUCUUGUCUCUGCUGUGCCUGUAAUAUAUUGACUUUGUUCCGUUUCUUUCUGGCAUCAAUUCAGAGUUUCAGUUUUGUCCUGUGAUACUCGGUCGGUGUCGCCGCUCAAUGUCAGUUAUCAGUUCCAUGUACAAUUCUGGCCUGAAUAAUCUAUUAUUGGGUGCGAUUGGACCAA